AGAGCGAGGAGCCACCUCACUUUCUUUCCAUCAAGAGAUGAUCGGGCGUAUACGCUACUCCACAACUACUAUCUUCUUUUGAUAGGUUCCUUACAAUCACCGAUAAGACCGUUUUAUCUGCUAUCAUGGCCAAGCAGGUUAGCUCGACUUAUUAUUCUAGUUUUCCGCGUUGCAAAAUACUUUUAUUACCAAGUCUCUGUGGGCACUUCUGUCUUGGACGUGAUUGACUGACCGAAUCAAUCCAAGGAAAUCCCCGAAUUCCUGAGCCCCAACGAAUCUUCUGGAGAGGAGGACACAGCUAUGCUUGACCCUGCUACUAGGGAACUGACAGGGGUGACUGGUAAUCUCGUCUAGCCAUUCGAGUCUAGGUGCUAACAGAACUAUCAUACAGUCUGACUCAGAUGCUGAAGGAGUUGUCGAGGUAACUACCGGGUUUCACCCUUCUGUACUUGGUGGGGAAUAUAACUUAAAUAUCCGUCGAGCAGAAGAUUUCAGCUUCUACAAAGGCAAUUAGCAAAGCAAUUCAGGGUACGAAAAAGCCCUAAGCUGAUGCUCUGGUUUCAAUAGAGGAAAAACAGGAAAAAUCAAGUGGCGACGUUGGGUCCGGGGGGGAAGUAACUGACAUCCCAAUAGAUGACGCGGAGUCAGAAGAUGAAGGCUCGUCCUCAGACCACGAAGAGGAAGAAGAACGGGCAGAAACUUUCAAGGAGCCCUCCAACAAGCUUGAUAACACCGAAGUUGUUGAGACUACCGAAGUUGAGAACACCAAACGAAAGAGAGGAGGGGGGAGGAUGAAGAUAGUAGCAGGUCCACGGAUGAUGGAUCUGGUGAGGGUGAUGCUCGAGCAGCACUGCUGGAUGAGGGGGUACGCCCAAAUUUCUGUAUGCUUUGGCCAUGAUCACCCUUCAAUGUUUGACUGACUUUUCAUGCAUUAUAGGAAUCGCCAAGUCCCGGUCCUUCUCUAAAGAAGAGAAAGUCAACAACUGGGAAAUCCAUUCCAGGCGUAACUCCACCGCCAACCCCCGAAGAAAUCCAGAGCAAAAAAAGAUGCUAAGGGGUGUGAAAGAAGAGGUGAAGUAACCGAUGUCGAAGAUACUGGCACAAAUGACGGAGGUGGGGCUUCCAUGGGGAGGCCUCAACCAAAGCCAAAACGUGGAGGAAAGAAAAAGGGAGCCCACACGACUCUUGUGAAGGCGUCAUUGCCAUCCCCGGCGAAGCCCAGAGGACGCCCUAAAAAGUCAACUAAAAAGGACCUUAAGGUGCAAAACGACGGAGAUGAGUCCCCCCAAGGGCAGGGCAAAUCAGCAGAAGGAGGGGGUAUAACUGCAGGUGAGAUUGGGGUAAUUUUUGAGAUAUUGACCGCUGGCGCAGAUUGGGCUGCCAUUGUUGCGGAGACGAACGCUCUUAUAGGGCUCAAGAGACUCGGACAAAACGUUUCAAAGCAUUGGAAAACCAUUGCCAAAAAGAGGCUGCUGGAUGCAUACGGUGCUUGAGUGUUCUGGAAGUGGACGUAUGGAAGAGUGUAUUAUUGGGUGGGUUAGUGGAUAUCUUUUGCCCAACUGCUAGCACAAGUUAUAUAUAUAAGGUUAUUCUAAAUAACUUUUUCUACAAUAAGAUGCUUACAUUAUGUUAUUAAAUAAAGGUUGAAUGUUAUGGAUA
Tuber melanosporum (Perigord truffle) is the source of this 1659-nucleotide messenger RNA. RefSeq lists its product as uncharacterized. The record is from RefSeq and is a predicted model, not a curated record. The transcript is spliced from 2 exons. Bases 1125 to 1493 code for a protein of 122 amino acids. NCBI's taxonomy places the organism in Eukaryota, Fungi, Ascomycota, Pezizomycetes, Pezizales, Tuberaceae.